Molecule: messenger RNA, 2808 nt
Organism: Durio zibethinus
Lineage: Eukaryota; Viridiplantae; Streptophyta; Magnoliopsida; Malvales; Malvaceae
Source: RefSeq, a predicted model, not a curated record
UAAAGAAGUUUUAAAUACAAAUAAAAAUCGCACGUCAAAACCGCAUAGGUAAGACCUUCACCGCUGCAACAUGCAUUGACUUCACCUACCUCAAAUCCGACAAAGUCUCAUCAUCUUUGAAGCGUUGAACGCUUCUCGUUUCUCCUCCGGUCGCUUGGUGAAUUAUUCUGGGUUUUGGCCUCUUUUAAUUCUCUGAUACCCUGCAAUGGUUUUAAUAGCUCUCUUUAUUAACCAUCAAUUUCCUCGGUGCUCAUCAAGUUGCUGAGGAGAAAGACUAAGGAACGUCAUGGCUGCCGGAAAUGGAGCCUCGAUUCGCUCCCUUCAACAGACUCCUACUUGGGCUGUCGCCACCGUUUGCUUCGUCAUCAUCGCCUUUUCCAUUUUGAUUGAACACUUGAUCCAUCUCAUUGCAAAAUGGCUCAAGGGACAUAAGAAAACUGCACUUUUUGAGGCUGUUGAGAAGCUUAAAUCAGUGCUUAUGGUGCUGGGUUUCAUGUCUCUUAUAUUAACAGUUACACAGAGCUCUAUCUCCAAAAUUUGUGUACCCAAUAAAUUUGCUAAUACUAUGCUUCCAUGCCAUAAAACUCAAUCCACAAAAACUGUCAAAGCAUUAGCCUAUGAUCAAGUAUGGAGCGAGCAAUUAUAUGAAAGAAUAUUGGCUGCUGAUAGUGAAACUUCAGGUUACUGUUCCAAGGGAAAAAGCUCUCUAAUAUCAGAGGAGGGGGCGAACCAGCUAAGUAUCUUUCUUUUCGUGUUAGCAGUUAUGCAAAUUGUGUAUAGUGUGGUCACAAUGGCUCUAGGAAGAGCUAAGAUGCGGCGUUGGAAAGUUUGGGAGAAGGAGACUCAAACGGUGGAAUACCAAGCUGCCAACGAUCCUAAUCGGUUUAGAUUCACAAGACAAACGACUUUUGCCCGGCGGCAUUCGAAUUCAUGUUCAGAGACAUCAAUCCUGUUGUGGAUUAAAUGCUUCUUUCAACAGUUCUACAACUCGGUGGAAAAAGUUGACUACCUUACAUUACGCCAUGGUUUCAUCGCUGCUCAUUUAUCAACAAAUACUUCUUUCAAUUUCCAAAAAUACAUACAACGAUCUUUGGAGGAUGAUUUCAAAGUUGUAGUUGGCAUCAGCCCUUUCAUGUGGUUUUUGGUUACUGUCUUCCUGCUGCUGGACGUACACGGUUGGAAUGUGUAUCUAUGGGUAUCAUUUCUCCCAUUGACAAUAGUGCUAGUUCUGGGAACCAAGCUCCAAGUAAUAUUAGCAAAAAUGGCACAUCAAGUCAAAGAUCAGAACAGUGUAAUCCGAGGAGCCCCUUUGGUGAAACCCAACGAUGACUUCUUCUGGUUCAGUCAACCGAAAUAUGUCUUGACCCUUUUGUAUUACACUUUAUUCAUGAAUGCAUUUGAGGCUUCAUUUUUCGUCUGGGUUUCGUUACAAUAUGGAAUAAAGUCCUGCUACCAUGAGAACAAAGAAAUAAUCGUUAUCAGGAUGGUCUUAGCGGUGAUAGUUCAAGUCUUGUGCAGUUACAUUACUCUUCCACUCUAUGCUCUUGUGACCCAGAUGGGAUCAAAUUUCAAGAGUGCAGUACUGGAAGAGCAGACAGCUAAAGUUAUAAAACAGUGGCACGACGGGGUGAAGCAGAAACGGAAGAAACAAGCUGGAUCUUCACAUGUCGGUAAUGAUUUUUCGAAAAGCAACGAAUCCGUCUCCCCAGAUUUAUCAUCUCAUCAUCGAACACCAACUUUGUCAGAAACCGCUAGCUUUCCUAACAAUUCUGAGAUUGUUGAAGAAGAUAGAGAGAUACAAGAGGAAGCUGGCCCUGCUACCAGGACUACCACAGUAGUUGUUGAUAUUGAAUUGCCUUCCGUCACAAGAAAUUAGAGAGGAUUACCAGAUUCUCUGAACAAUUCCAGGGCCAUUAACUUUUGUUCCUUUGUAUAGUGGAUUAGUGUAUAAUCUUUAAAAUGUGAUUCAAUUAUUCCUGCACAAAUUAUAAGAUUUAAAAGCUGACAUCCCACAAGUAUAUGAUUUAAGUGUCAGAUAAUCAUGAUCAUGGUAAAAUACUCAAUAUCGGUAAAAUAAAUUAAAACCAUAUUUAUGUCGUCUUAAUUGUGAACUAUAAUUGAUGCUAAAACUUGAUUUUUGACCCGUGGCAAGAAAAGGAUGAAAAGGGACGGUUUGAAGAUCAAAGUUGGCUCGACCUUAGUCCAUCUAGGGCCGGAGUAAGUCGAGCGAUUAAUAAGAGAAGAAGAAGAAGUUUCCUUUAUCAUAACUUCAUUAGACUCAACAGGAAUAGAAUACAGGCAAGAUACCUUCUUUUAGAGACUAGCAUUAUUAGAAACCUAAUGAUAUUCAGGUGUCUUUCUUCUCUAAAUUCUGAUAAAACUUGAGUUCAUUUCUAACAUUUGUAAAUUUUUUUUUUUCAAACUUCUCUUAAUUUAUUAUUAUUAUUAUUGUUAUUAUUUAAAUGAAGUCAAAUUCAACUGUUUGAAUAACGAGAUACAUAUAAUACAUAUUAAUGAAUCAAAUGUUCAAUGUACAAAUAUGAUUGAAUCCCCCAGUGUUUGCAUUAUGACCAUAUUUUAUCAAAACAUGGACAUGUUUGAUGCCACUGAGUCACCUACGUACCCACCUGCUUAUGCAUUCAAAUUAACUAUUACUCCAUGAAAAAUCGUAAUCGAAAACUUGGAGUCAUUCACCAUGGAAACGAUUGUAGGGCUACGAUUAAUCAGCAAUUUCUUUCGUAUGAUAAGGAUUUUGCCUUGUAAGAAUGAUCAAAUCUUAGUAGUAACUGUAAUUUGUAAACAUGCUAU